Messenger RNA from Saccostrea cuccullata (small rock oyster), 1989 nucleotides. RefSeq lists its product as uncharacterized. The coding region runs from base 46 to 1989 and encodes 647 amino acids. The record is from RefSeq and is a predicted model, not a curated record. Lineage: Eukaryota; Metazoa; Mollusca; Bivalvia; Ostreida; Ostreidae. The transcript is spliced from 2 exons.
AUCAAGUUUUCAUUGUCAAACAAUCGGAGCUGGAAGGAACAGAUCAUGAACCCUGUACAUAAUUUGUUGUGUGUUUGUUUGUUUGUUGGAAUUUCAUUUAAAGUUGCACUAUCACAAGGUGAAGAUGGUGGACAUCCGUUUGACCCUAACAAACUUAUGAAACAGUUUAUGCAAAUGAGAACGGAUCAAAACGCGUUCGGUUCCUAUAACCCAAUAGACGUUAAAGAGGCAGCAAAAGCUUAUUUCCAGAAAACUCCCCCACUUGGGGGUAUGCCUCAGGCUGGAAAUGUCCAAGCUGAAUUGAAUGGGUUCGAUCCGAAUGGUCAGAGCAUGUUUGCUGGCCACCAAUCAGAAAUAUGGAAGUUUUCUUCCAAUUACAACCCAAAUAACAAUUUACACAAGUAUGUGUCAAAGACGACAGAUGUAGGAUCGCUUGGAAGCAUCCAUACACCAAAAGAGGAGCUCAGCCAGGGUAUGUCCAGUCAAUCUCAUUCGAACAACAACUUUGGUGCCAACACGUUGAUCAGUAAUUUGGUACCUGGCACUGAUAAACAUAAUUAUGGACUUGGGGUGGGCACACCUUCCACCUUCGCUCUACCUUUGAGCUCAAUUCAUAUACCUAAACCAUCCGCAAAUCAAAUGUCAGGAACCACUGACACAGAUCAAGGCUUCAAUCCUAAUCACUUAAACCACGAGCUUUUUCAAAACUUAGGAUACAAUCCCGAGACUGUUUUAUCUGAAACAAUUCUCCCACAUCAUAAUCCGAUGGCAUCGAUUGGUCAAGGAUUUGCACACCCCUCACAAAAUCUAGAAAUAGGGAACACGGACACAACACAUAAUGGCGGGACAAUGACUCAAGAUGGAGGAACAGCUGGUAAACAAACUGAUGGAACCACCACGAAUGGAAUAAAAGACGGUACUGCUUUAGCUGGCGCACAAAAUGGGGGCCCUAUUUCUCAGAAUGGGGGAACACUGCAUAGUGGAGCAUCAGCACAAAAUACCGGAGCAAAUAUCGGAACUGGACCCUUGAUUCAAAAUGGAGGAAGUGUGAACCAAAAUAUUGGUUCAAAAUUACAGAAUGGCGGAGUACAGGCCGGAAUAAGCGCGAAUCAAAACGGUGGAACAGAAACGCAAAAUGGGGGAUCUGUAAUUCAGAAUGGUGGAGUAGAAACAAAUAAUGGGGGAACAACCGCUCAGAAUAUUGGAACACAGAACGGAGGUACUGCGAACCAGAACGGCGGAAAUUCGGGAUCACAGAAUGGAGAAACGGUAGAUCAAAACGGAGGAAAACCCACAGGCAGUGCUACACAAUCUUCAAAUCAGCCUAAAUACCAUAUUGUUUUGAACAGUAACGGGGAACAUGUACUUGUGCAAUCAACAGACCAACCAGGCAAAUACAUCAUCAUCAAAACCAUAUCCAAUGAAAAACUUGCUAACUAUUUGAUAGCAAAGUUGUCGUCAUCCGUUAGAAGCGGAUCUCCGGUUCCUAGUUCUCUGUCUGCGCUGAUGUCUGUUCAGAAAACGCCAAACAUUCCCUCUAAUUCUAAUGAAGAAUCCGCUCACUCAGCAAAAGACGGAUUGCUCCUGAACGAGAACUCUGACGGCUACCAUGCUGUGCCAAUAGAACAAAUAGGAACAUAUGGUACACAGCCAAUCCGGGCGUCUGGAAUCGGGGGACUGGGUGGUGAGCACGUUGGACAAAGGCAAACAGAUUUCGGAAUAGGAUCGCUAGGAAAGGGGUCCCAAUCAAGAGGUCCUCAGAAAGGACCAGUUAACAGUGCUAGUUCAUUCAGUAUGGAUCAAGUGAACACAAACCCGUAUGUUCAUGUAACUGGAAUAGGAACACUUGGCUCCAGCGCACAGUUACAAUUGCCUGGAUUGGAGUCUGGAGCAACAGCGCAUGCCACAGGGAUAGGAAGUCUCGGCCAUGAACAAGAGAAUGGCGGAGAAAACUCGCAACUUAAAAGAUAUAUAAGGUCAUGGUGGUGA